CAAUUUUAGCAUCUCGUUCUCUCUCUCUCCAAUCUAGCUCUCCUUUCUCUCUCUUCAUCCAUGGCUUCUUCAGGUACUGCUGUUGUACAAGCAGUAGUUGUGUCUGCUUUCCUAAUUAUCUCUUUCGUCGUCGUCACUGGAGAAACUCUAACAAACCAGUCUAACCCCAAUAUCAUCAAACUUGGUUCCUCACUCUCCACCACAAACACUACUCCAUAUUGGCUCUCACCUUCCGGCAUCUUUGCCUUCGGUUUCUAUCGCAACGCUAGCAAUAAUAAUAACACUUCUGACGACUUUGCCAUUGGGAUCUGGAUGCUCACUCGUCCUAAACCCGUAAUUGUUUGGACUCAUAAGCUGGAUGACACGCCUUUUCCUUCAAAUGCUACGUUGGAGUUGACAAGACAAGGUUUGCUUUUCACAACUACUCAUGAUCGUCAACAGAAAAUCAAAGACAGCCCAAUUAUCCUUUUGCCUGCUGAUCAUCAAGAUGCAGAUGUAACUUCAGCUGCUGUGUUUGAUUCUGGGAAUUUCUUGCUCUUCCGUAACAACUCUGAUGUUAUCUGGGAAAGCUUUGAUUAUCCGACGGACACAAUUUUAGGAGGUCAACAUCUUACUCAUGAGUUAGUGUCUACCGGCUUAGGUUACCGUCUAAGCUGGCGGGAAGACGGCACUCUAGUGUUGUACGCUCCAAACAGCUUCAGUAGACCGGAAAAUGCUUACUGGCAAGCUCCUUAUAACGACGGAGAUUUGUGUCUUAGCAACACUGGCCUUCUCUAUUUCUCUACUUCCAACUCAACAAUCUUGGCAAAUGGCACUACUGGUUAUAAUCAAACCAAAAGUCGUGACACCACCACUGUUGUCUAUCGCGCAACACUUGAUGCUGAUGGAAUUUUCAGAUUGUAUUCACACCAAAUCUUCAGCAACAAAAGUUCAAUUGUUUCCGCAAUGUGGUCAAAUUUGAAGAACCAAUGUGAUGUCAAAGGUUUUUGCGGCCUUAACAGUUAUUGCGUCGGAGAGGGCAAAAGAGCAGGUUGUUACUGUUACCCUGGAUUUGUGUUCAACAACGGCAGUGAUAAAGGUCUAGGCUGCUAUCAUAAUUUCAGUGAAGAUAGCUGCAGAUCAAAAGAGCAGCCACGUUUGAGGUACGACAUGUCUACUCUAAAAAACAUGACGUGGGAAGAUCAUCCUUAUUCAGUUACUCCAAUGCAAAAGAAGGAAUUUUGUAGCCAAUUUUGCCUAAAAGAUUGUAACUGUUGGGCUGCGUUGUACUUGAGUCUUAAUUGCCGCAAGUAUAGGCUCCCGCUUAGGUAUGGUAAAAUGAAUCCGAAUUUAUUAGCUGCAGCUUUCUUCAAGGUGGUUUCAGGAAAGUUCAAUGAUACGAAGCAUGAUGACGAGUCACCUCCCGAAAAUCAGUCAGAGAACGGCACAGUUUUAGUUCUUGGCUUAAGUUUUGGCUCUUUCACACUCAUGUGUUUUGUCUUUGCUGCCACUAGUUUCUUCAUUUACAGGCAGAGAAUUUAUAGGUACAAGAGGCUCUUUGAAAAUGCAAAUGUCGGACUAACAGAAGAUUUUAGCUUGCAAUCGUUUUCUUACGACGAACUCGAGAGAGCAACGGAUGGCUUCAGGGAAGAACUGGGGAGGGGUCCCUCUGGAGCAGUCUAUAAAGGAACCACUUUAUCUGGCAGCAACAAAACCAUUGCCGUGAAGAGACUAGAGAGAGGUGCGGAAGAAGGAAUAAGAGAAUUUCGAGCUGAAAUGGCCACCAUUGGAAGGACUCACCACAGAAACUUGGUUCGAUUGCUUGGUUUCUGUGUUGAGAGAUCCAAAAGGCUUCUUGUUUACGAGUUCAUGAGCAAUGGCUCGCUCGCCGAUUUCCUCUUUAAGGCCAGUGUGCGCCGCCCUGCUUUGAGAGAAAGGGUAAGAUUGGCGCUAGAUGUGGCAAGAGGUCUGUUCUACCUUCAUGAAGAGUGUGGAGUUCAUAUUAUCCACUGCAAUUUGAAGCCCCAGAACAUACUCCUGGAUGACACUUUGACUGCGAAGAUCUCUGAUUUUGGUUUCGCAAGGCUACUAAUGCCAAAGCAAGGAAAAGAGUCGGUGGGGGUUGAAGAGAGCACAAGAUCGUACUUUGCUCCCGAGUGGAAGAAGAAUGCUUUGAUAUCUGUUAAGUCUGACAUUUACAGCUUUGGGAUUGUGCUUCUCGAGAUCAUAUGUUGUAGGAGAAGCAUAGAUGUUAAAGCUUCGUCGCCAGAUGAGGUAGAUCUCUGUGAUUGGGUCCGUGAUUGCUUUGUGGCUGGACAACUGGGUAAGCUGGUGGGAUUAGAUGAAGAAGAUGUUAACAUGAGGACAAUAGAGAGAAUGGUGAAAGUGGGCAUCUGGUGCAUUCAAGAUGAUCCCGAUUUACGUCCUUCGAUGAACAACAUUAUCUUGAUGUUGGAAGGCACAAUGGACAUUCCUCUUCCUCCAACUCCAACGUUUUCUUAGAUAUUUAUUUUCAGUUGGAAUUUAAAUGUGCCAUCUAUGCGUUAAAUACUUAUAUUAAUUAAUGCAAAAUGUUCUAG
This is a messenger RNA of Morus notabilis, 2558 nucleotides long. Its product is annotated as G-type lectin S-receptor-like serine/threonine-protein kinase LECRK1. Gene Ontology annotation, biological process: protein phosphorylation; recognition of pollen. Bases 61 to 2481 code for a protein of 806 amino acids. Lineage: Eukaryota; Viridiplantae; Streptophyta; Magnoliopsida; Rosales; Moraceae. The transcript has a single exon. The record is from RefSeq and is a predicted model, not a curated record. Gene Ontology annotation, molecular function: protein serine/threonine kinase activity; ATP binding.